AUGAUGGAUCCUUUAGAGAACAACUUGUUUGAUCUUCCUGAUUAUGAGAAUACAGAAGACGAAACGUUCCCACCUCUUCCACCUCCUGCCUCUCCAGGAAGCGAUGAUGGCGGAUGGGCUCAAGCUAAUGGAGAACCAGAUGGAAACCAGCAAUCACAAACAAAGGAUUCUGCUGUCGCUCCACGGAAAGCAGUUAAAAGACCAAUGCCUAAACUAGAUGCUCAGAGGUUAAUUUCAGAAAGAGGACUUCCAGCCCUCAGACACUUGUUUGACAACGUGAAGUUCAAGGGUAAGGGCCACGAGGCAGAAGACCUGAAGACACUGAUAAGACAUAUGGAACACUGGGCUCAUAGACUGUUUCCAAAAUUGCAAUUUGAGGAGUUCAUUGACAGAGUGGAGUCUUUGGGAAACAAAAAGGAAGUUCAGACCUGCCUAAAGCGGAUUAGACUUGAUCUUCCUAUUUUACAUGAAGACUUUGCAAGUAAGGAAGACGGUGGAGGGGAAAGUAAUGGGCUGGAUACAGCCUCUGAAGACGUACAUUCCUGCCCUGGAAGUGCAGAGGAACUCAGUUCUCUGUCUGGUACAACUCUCACGGAAGAGCAACAAGAGCGAAUCAAGAAGAACAGGCAGCUGGCCUUGGAACGCAGGCAAGCCAAGAUGCAGUGCAACAGCCAGUCGCAGCACCACGAGCUCUCCACUGGUUCCUUGGAAGAGGAGUUUAAUACCCCAGUUGCUCAGGAUCCCACUGACCUCAUGGAAGACACUCCAGUCGCUGCAACCACAGUUGCUAUUACAGAAGCUGAAGAUACAGAAGUGGAAUGGGCCAGUGAAAAGCAGUAA
Opisthocomus hoazin is the source of this 840-nucleotide messenger RNA. Lineage: Eukaryota; Metazoa; Chordata; Aves; Opisthocomiformes; Opisthocomidae. The record is from RefSeq and is a predicted model, not a curated record.